Molecule: messenger RNA, 831 nt
Organism: Brenthis ino (lesser marbled fritillary)
Lineage: Eukaryota; Metazoa; Arthropoda; Insecta; Lepidoptera; Nymphalidae
Source: the annotation of a GenBank genome assembly
AUGUCGCUCAAAGCUGGGAUAUUGAUUUUAACGCUCUUCAUCGGGAGCUAUGCGCUCCCAGUUGAGGAUGAUUUGUCCAUUUUCUUCGACCACACCGAUGCGUCAGCUCGUAUCGUCGGUGGGUCGAUCGCGGAUAGUGUCCCCCACAUGGUGGCUAUGGUUACUGGCAUAAUAACCAGGAGUCUACUUUGUGGCGGAUCCCUUGUCUCAACCAGACACGUCCUGACAGCUGCUCAUUGCAUCACACCUGUGCAAAGUGGCGGUGGCUUAGUUUCAUCUCUGCGAGGUGUUGUAGGAACCAACAGUUUCCGCUCAGGUGGAACUCAAAUUGUGUUCACCCGAGGCAUUCUCCACCCUAAUUGGAACUCACGUACCAUUAAAAAUGAUAUUAGAAUCUUAAUCUCAACCGCCAAUAUUGGUCCUAGCAAUUCGAUCGGAUUAGUCACUUUAAGCUAUGACUGGGCUGGCGCUGGAGUCGCCACCUCCGCUAGCGGAUGGGGAAGAACUAGUGCCGGAGGUUCUAUCUCUCAUGUCCUAUUGACUCUUAAUGCUCAAGUCGUUGAUGGAGAAAAAUGCAAAGAUGACGUAGCUCGCAGAGCCGCCGAAUUAAACGUAAGAAACAUACCCCCUGUAGACCCGAAUCUCGAAGUCUGUACUUUCCACUCCAAUAACCACGGAAUGUGCAAUGGCGACUCUGGCAGCGCUUUGAUACGUGAAGACAAUGGUCAACAAAUUGGUAUCGUAUCUUGGGGUAUCUCUUGUGCUCGCAACGCUCCCGACAUGUUUGCAAGAGUUAGCGCUUACAAGGCCUGGCUUCAACAGAACCUUCGU